Heteronotia binoei (common prickly gecko) is the source of this 2684-nucleotide messenger RNA. It is a transcript of the gene PHEX, whose product is annotated as phosphate regulating endopeptidase X-linked. Gene Ontology annotation, biological process: protein processing. Gene Ontology annotation, cellular component: plasma membrane. Lineage: Eukaryota; Metazoa; Chordata; Lepidosauria; Squamata; Gekkonidae. The transcript has 22 exons. The record is from RefSeq and is a predicted model, not a curated record. Bases 367 to 2622 code for a protein of 751 amino acids. Gene Ontology annotation, molecular function: metalloendopeptidase activity.
AUAGCUGAGCCAUCUGGGCAACAUUGUGAAAUGUUUAUGCCCUGAAUUGCUGAUAAAAUGUGUCUGGCUAACAGGCUCACAGAGACACUGCAAGCAGCAAGAGCUAUAAAUUAAAUUGUCACUGCUUGUCUUUCCAAGUCCCGAUUGGAGGUGAAACUUAAGACCACAUUUGAUGUGCUUCCCCAUCCCCCACUCUGAAAAGACUGAAGGACUUGGAAAUGGCUCCUGACAGCAACUUUAGUUAUAAUAAAUAAGAGAGAUUGGAAAAGUGUAGUCAUGGUUGGGAUGUCUCUGUAGCUGAACAGCAACAAACAGCAGUAGAAAGAAAAGUAGACUUCUUUCGGAGAGUUUUGUUAAUCUGUCCUGAUGGAAGGAGAGGCAGCUGGGAGUUCAGUGCCAGCCAGCAAGACAGCAGCCGGCAAAAUUAUCCGGAUAGCCCUUGGUGUGUUUGUAAGCAGCACGGUUGUGCUUGGCAUUGCGCUUUUCCUGGCUUGCCAAGGCCUUAUAAAAUUUCAUCCUAAGCAAGAGGUUUGCUUGACUUCUGAAUGCAUUGAAGCAGCUGCAGCCAUCAUGAACAAGUUAAACACAUCAGUGGAUCCCUGUGAUAACUUUUUCCGGUUUGCAUGUGAAGGAUGGAUACAGAACAAUCCCAUUCCUGAAGAUUCCUCAAGUCAUGGAAUUUAUCCUUGGCUGAGGCACAAUGUAGACCUCAAAUUGAAAGUCCUCCUUGAGAAACCUCUGAGCAAAAGGCGGGAUAGUGAAGCAGUACAGAAGGCCAAAAUACUUUAUUCUUCAUGUAUGAAUGAGCAUAAGAUAGAGAAGGCUGAUGCAAGACCUCUCUUAAACUUGCUGAAACAUUCUCCUUUCCGCUGGCCUGUGCUGGAAUCAAAUCUUGGGCCUGAAGGAUUGUGGUCAGAAAGAAAGUUCAGCAUGCUCCAGACCCUGGCUACUCUUCGUGGCCAGUAUAGCAGUUCUGUUUUCAUCCGACUAUAUGUGGGUUUUGAUGAUAAGAUCUCUAACGAACACAUCAUAAAGCUAGACCAAGCAUCACUCUCUUUAUCAGCACGGGAGGACUACCUGGAGAACACAACAGAAGCUAAAUCUUACAGAGAUGCCCUUCUGCAAUUCAUGGUGGAUACCGCUGUGUUUUUGGGUGCCAAUGCUUCACGUGCUGAGAUGGACAUGAAGUCUGUGCUUAAACUGGAAGUAAAAAUUGCUGAGAUAAUCAUUCCACAUGAGAAUCGAACCAGUGAAUUAAUGUACAACAAAAUGAACCUAUCAGAGCUUAGCACCAUGAUCCCACAGUUUGAUUGGCUGGGGUAUAUCAAGAAGGUAAUUGACACUAAGCUAUACCCUCAUCUUAAGGAUAUAGAUGCUUCAGAAAACGUGAUUGUUCGUGUGCCCCAGUACUUCAAAGAUUUAUUCAGAAUCCUAGAAAGUGAAAGGAAAAAGACUAUUGCCAACUAUUUGGUAUGGAGAAUGGUUUAUGCAAGAAUAUUUAACCUCAGUCGACGUUUCCGAUAUAGGUGGCUGGAAUUUUCAAGGAUAACCCAGGGAACAACUUCCUUAGAACCUCAAUGGGAUAAAUGUGUAAACUUUGUGGAAAGCGCUCUUCCUUAUGUUGUUGGCAGAAUGUUUGUAGAUCUUCAUUUCCAAGAAGACCAGAGGGAAAUGAUGGCAGAACUGACUGAAGGGAUUCGUUGGGCUUUUAUAGACAUGUUGGAAAAGGAAAAUACAUGGAUGGAUUUAGAAACACGAAGAAAAGCAAUCGAAAAGGCAAAAGCUGUCAUGGCAAAAGUGGGUUACCCAGAGUUUAUAAUGAAUGACACAUAUAUUAAUGAAGUCAUCAAAACAAUGAAGUUUUCAGAAGCAGACUAUUUUGGCAAUGUACUUCAGACUUACAAGCAUGCGGCACAGUCUGAUUUCUACUGGCUGAGAAAAGAAGUUCCAAAAACAGAGUGGUUUACUAGUCCAACUACAGUCAAUGCCUUUUAUAGUUCAUCUACAAAUCAAAUCAGAUUUCCAGCAGGAGAACUCCAGAAGCCUUUCUUUUGGGGAGCAGAGUAUCCCAGGUCUUUAAGCUAUGGUGCCAUUGGAGUAAUUGUUGGGCAUGAGUUGACCCAUGGAUUUGAUAACAAUGGACGUAAAUACGACAAGAAUGGAAAUUUGGAUCCUUGGUGGUCUUCAGAAUCAGAAGAAAAUUUUAAAGAGAGAUCAAAAUGCAUGAUCAAUCAGUACAACAACUAUUACUGGAAGAAAGCUGGCUUGAAUAUAAAAGGAAAGAGGACGCUGGCAGAAAACAUUGCAGAUAAUGGAGGCUUGCGAGAGGCUUUCAGGGCAUACAGGAAGUGGAUCGAAGAAAAGAGACAAGGAGAUGAAGAGGCCCUAUUACCAGGCAUUGACUUCACCCACAAUCAGCUCUUCUUUCUGAGUUACGCUCAUGUGAGAUGUCAUUCCUUUAGACCAGAAGCUGCCAGAGAGCAAAUCUACACUGGAGCUCACAGUCCUCCUCAGUUCAGAGUUAUUGGUGCCAUGAGUAACUUUGAAGAAUUCCGGAAAGCUUUCAACUGCCCAGGAAACACUACAAUGAAUCGAGGGGCAGACUCCUGUCGGCUCUGGUAGCUAGUUCCCUGGAAUCCUGGACUGAAAUAACUCCCUCCUUUCAACUAUGCCAAGCUGUUGAU